Messenger RNA from Amborella trichopoda, 1604 nucleotides. Its product is annotated as high mobility group B protein 9. Gene Ontology annotation, molecular function: DNA binding. The record is from RefSeq and is a predicted model, not a curated record. Lineage: Eukaryota; Viridiplantae; Streptophyta; Magnoliopsida; Amborellales; Amborellaceae.
CCUUCUUUCUUCCGACAUAAUAUUUUCUCCCAUUUAAAUAAAAUACACCCUACAUUUAAUACCCCAAUUUAAUAAUUCCCACCUAAUAAAAUCCCCAUUUAAUAUACAAACUUAUCAAUUCCCACCAAAAAAUCCCGAUUUAUUAACCCUCUAAGCGUUACGAACCACGCGUCUAAACUUCAACCGCGGUUAAUUUUCCAUUUUCUUUUUACCUUUGCCCGCGCCCUUUUCCUUUUCUAACCGCGGUUGGUUAAACCCCAGGUUUAACGGCUGGUUGAAGGGAGACAGGGGUUUUACGGUGGCCGGGAACAUUAACCGUCGUUUUAUUUGGGUUUGAGUUAUGUCCAGAGAGGGGGAGAGACUCCCGGAAAAGUCGCCGGGAAACGGCGACGGCGUGAUUUACCCUUUGCCUUUGGCUUUUCACGAGGAUGUGGUAAAAAAUCAGGCGGCUUUCAUUGAGACGCUGAGGCAGUUCCAUUCUAAGAUGAGAACCAGAUUCAUGAUACCUGUAUUGGGAGGGAAAGAGCUGGAUUUGCAUCUUCUCUACACAGAGGUCACUAACAGGGGUGGGCUUGAAAAGGUUAUUGGUGAUAGGAAAUGGAAGGAUGUGAUUGCAGCGUUUAAUUUUCCACCCACCACAACAAGUGCAUCAUUUGUUCUGAGGAAAUAUUACAUAAGUCUCCUCCACCACUAUGAGCAAGUCUACUUCUUCAGAACAAAGGGGCCUCUAGUCCCACCUGCAGUCCCGUUACCUGUUAAAAGCCCAUCAUCUGGACCUGCCAGUAAUGGGGAAUCUGAUUCAAUGCAUCAGUUAAUAAAAAAACAGCGCAGAAGGAGCUCCUCAAAUGUUCAAAUUGGAGUUUCUUGCUCAUUUGCAGCUCCUGUAAAUUUACCUGCUCCUGUGAUUGGAAAAAUUGAUGGAAAAUUUGAUCAUGGUUACUUGGUCACUGUGAAUUUGGGAACAGCGACUUUAAGAGGUGUGCUUUAUCACCCAAUGCCUGUCUCCUCUGCAGCUCCUGUGGAGAGAGAGAGUUUUUUAGCGGCAGGUAGUUCCCCUAGGAGACGGAGGAGGAGGAAGAAAGGUUCAAGAUGGAGCGAUCCUGGCCACCCAAAACCUAAUCGUAGCGCUUAUAAUUUCUUCUUUAAAGAGAAACAUGCAAAGCUUAAACUCUUGUACCCUCAUAGGGAGAGAGAGUUCAGUAAGAUGAUUGGUGAGUCCUGGAACAAGCUCACUGAAGAAGAAAGGCUGGUUUAUCAAGAUUGUGGGUUGCAAGAUAAGGAGAGAUACAGAAGAGAGAUGCAGGAAUACAGGGAAAGGUUGAAGCUUUUGCGGCCUGCAGAUAUGCCAGAGAGAGAAAGCAAUGCAGGCCUUAUGUCAAAUGAAGGUGGUGAAAUAGAGUGCGACGGGAGGGGAUGCAAUGUUAAGGAGGGUGGGGGGUCUGCAACCCUUGCGUUAUUAUAACGAUUAUUGGGAACACUCAUGGUGGCUGUUUGUUGUAGUUGAUUAGAGUUGCAUACUUUUUCUGUAGAGAAAUGUUUGUGGGGUUUGAUAGUUCUUCCGAUUUUCUUUCUCUAAAUUUGAUAACAGUUUUAGAUCUUGUGAA